Messenger RNA from Hibiscus syriacus, 2229 nucleotides. Its product is annotated as scarecrow-like protein 14. Gene Ontology annotation, biological process: regulation of DNA-templated transcription. Bases 205 to 2055 code for a protein of 616 amino acids. Gene Ontology annotation, molecular function: DNA-binding transcription factor activity; sequence-specific DNA binding. The transcript has a single exon. NCBI's taxonomy places the organism in Eukaryota, Viridiplantae, Streptophyta, Magnoliopsida, Malvales, Malvaceae. Gene Ontology annotation, cellular component: nucleus. The record is from RefSeq and is a predicted model, not a curated record.
GAGUUCCAGUGGCGGCUGCUCUGUCAUAACAGUGGUUUCCUGGAAGGUUCUCUGGGACAGCUGAACAGGUGAACAAGCCUGACCCUUUAUAAGUUUAGACUAUUUUGCUCAAACCCGCGGAACUCUUCAGGUACUCUCUUUUUAUACUUUGACUGCUCUUUCUUUAUCUUGUAAUAUCCUCUUUUCCUCGAGAGAUUUUCAGUCAUGGAUACCCUUUUCCAAGAUUUCCCCAGUUCCAUGUACGGAUUCAAAUUCGAUCAUGGGGGAGUCCCACUGUAUUCAAAUCACAGCCCUGUUAAUGGGUUCGAAGAGAGAUCGAGUCCGGACUCACCUGUCGAGUCAGCUUCAUCAUCGGGGACGACGAGUUCAGAGGGACAUCCUCUGGAUAACGUCCCCUACGCCAACGAAAUGCUCAAGUACAUAAAUGAGAUGCUGAUGGAAGAAGACAUGGAAGAAAAGACGUGUAUGUUGCAAGAUUGUUUAGCUCUCCAAGCGGCUGAGAAAUCAUUCUAUGAAGCCAUCGGCCACCAAUAUCCACUUCCCACGGAUCAAACUUAUCUUAUUGAUUCUCUUGAAAGGACCUCUUUGUUUCCAGAUCUACAAACUGAGACCUCGAUGCCGCCUUUUGAGGGGCUCCCGGGUCCAGAAAGCAACUUAUCGGUGUUGAAGGGGAGGAAGAAUUACCAGCGUGACGAUGGUGAUGAAUUGGAACAGGGGAGGAGCAGCAAGCAGUCUGCUAUUUCCCUCGAUGAUUCAGAGCAAUCGGAGAUGUUCGAUGAAGUGUUGCUUUGCAAGGGUGAGAACGAGGACUCUCCGAGGUGUUCCCUUAGAGCGAGUUCACUGCAAAAUGGGCAGCUCAAAGGGCCUUCCAAAGGUGGAACAACUCGCAGAAAGAAGAACGGGAAGAAGAGUGAAGUGGUGGAUUUGUGGAGUCUACUCACUCAGUGUGCACAAGCUGUCGCCAUUAAUGAUCAAAGGACUGCAAAUGAGAUGUUGAAACAGAUAAGCCAAAACUCUUCUCAAACCGGUGAUGGAACCCAAAGAUUGGCGCAUUACUUUGCUGAGGCACUUAAGACACGUUUGGCCGGCAUGGGGGCUCCAUCGUAUUCACCAUUGAUAAGCAAUAGGACUUCGGCUGCCGACAUCCUUAAAGCUUACGGGGUGUAUGUUUUAGCCUGCCCUUUCAAGAAAAUGGUGAAUUUUUACGCGAAUAAGAAGAUAAUGGAAGUUGCAGAAACUGCAACCACGCUCCACAUCGUUGAUUUUGGCAUUGGUUAUGGUUUUCAAUGGCCUUGCCUCAUACAGCGUCUCUCAGCAAGGGCCGGUGGACCUCCCAAACUUCGUAUUACCGGCAUUGAGUUCCCACAACCAGGAUUCCGACCGGAUGAAAGGGUUGAAGAGACAGGACGUCGCUUGAAAAGGUAUUGUGAGAGAUUCAAUGUCCCGUUCGAGUACAACGUGAUAGCAAAGAAAUGGGAAACCAUCCAACUCGAAGAACUAAAGAUCAACAAAGACGAAGUCGUCGUUGUAAACUGCUUGUAUCGGCUAAAGAACCUCCCAGACGACACAGUGUCGCCGACCAGCGCAAGGGACACUGUCCUAAAACUGAUCAGAAGAAUCAACCCAGAAUGUUUCAUCCAUGGGGUUGCAAACGGGACGUAUAACGCUCCCUUCUUUGUCACAAGGUUCCGGGAAGCACUGUUCCAUUUCUCAGCUCAGUUCGAUAUUUUCGAAGCGAAUGUUUCUCGGGAAGAUCCGCAAAGGAUGAUGUUCGAGAGGGAAAUACUGGGGAGGGACAUAAUGAAUGUUGUUGCGUGCGAGGGAAUCGAGAGGGUGGAAAGGCCUGAGACGUAUAAACAAUGGCAGGCUAGGAUGCUGAGGGCAGGGUUCAAGCCGAUACCGCUGGAUGAGGUGCUUGUGAAGAAAGUGAAGAAUCUGGUCCAAUCUCAUUAUAACAGGGACUUCAUCGUGGAUGUUGAUGGCCGGUGGAUGCUGCAGGGAUGGAAGGGGAGAGUUCUUAUUGCCCUUUCAUGCUGGAAACCUGCUAGGAAUUAAAAUGCAAUGGAGAGCAGCAGGGCAGUAAGUUGCAGAUUAGUUUAUAUUACUCGGUAGACUGAGACACUACCCCAUUUGAUGUAGUUGUAAAUAUACGAGUCCUAGAAGCAAUGGCUUCAUGUGUGUUGAUUGUUAAACCUCAAAUUAGCCGAUUACCAAUAUAAUAUUUCGAAU